This is a messenger RNA of Aedes aegypti (yellow fever mosquito), 950 nucleotides long. RefSeq lists its product as uncharacterized. The record is from RefSeq and is a predicted model, not a curated record. Bases 207 to 890 code for a protein of 227 amino acids. NCBI's taxonomy places the organism in Eukaryota, Metazoa, Arthropoda, Insecta, Diptera, Culicidae. The transcript is spliced from 4 exons.
CUAAGAGUCGAAGGACACACGGAAGUUUGAACGCUUCCGAGAAGCUCUUCGGACGUCAAGUGUUGACUGGUUGAUUCGAGUGUACCUUAAAAUUUGAUAGGAACCAGAGCCAGAACCGGAACCAGUGCCUUUUUACGACGAAUAUUUGUACGAGCGUAAACGAAGUAGAGGUGGAAACUAUCAAAUCUCUCGAAUCGGAACCAGUUAUGGAGAAUCCAGAUACUCAAGGCAGCCCUGCACCAGAAUCAGAAGAAGAUGAGACGUCCGAAGAGUUCCGUACGCAGCUACAGAGUGUCCAGAAACAACUGGAGGCAUUAUCGAGCCUUCCAAUAACGAUCCAAGCUACGAUUGCUGCCCUAACAGAGCAGCUUUCCGUCUUGGCUCAACCGAAAAGAAAAUCCAAGAGCAUUACUCCACGACCAGAAGCAGGAUCAUCAGCAACGACGCAAGCCGACGGCGCUGACGCCUCUGCGACUUCGGGCGACGCCGUCCCGGAAGUGUCGGAAACCUUUGAGGUUACCGAGUACAGUAAAACGGAAGCCAGUGCAGCAGAAAGUGAACAGUCUGCUAGCUCCGACGACGGUGAACACAUUAUCUAUACCGACGAACAAUUGGAAAAACUUCAGGAAAAGAUGCGGGAACACGACAUUGAGUGGACCGAUCGGAACGAUAAGAAACCUCAAUAUCAGACAGUUGAGUGGGCGAUCAAAGCACGCAGAUGUUACUUGGUACUACAAGAAGAGGAGGAGGUGGAAUACAUAACACUGCCCUUACGAAUCUCACAAGCGAUAUACACUGGAGAAGAGUCGGACGCAACUUCAACACAUUGUCAACAACUUACUACACAACCAACCCAAGACACCUUACCUGCUACCGUAGAAGCACAGUAACCACAAUUGUACUUUCAAAACAGAUUAAAUACAGUUUUUCGAUACCGAACAAUGAAAUAU